AUGAUCAGCUCUAAGGUGUGGGCGCUGCAGUACCAUGAGUGGCCUCUAGUCCUCACACAGCAUGACUCUGCUGUGUGGGCGCUGCAGUACCAUGAGUGGCCUCUAGUCCUCACACAGCAUGACUCUGCUGUGUGGGCGCUGCAGUACCAGGAGUGGCCUCUAGUCCUCACACAGCAUGACUCUGCUGUGUGGGCGCUGCAGUACCAAGAGUGGCCUCUAGUCCCAGCUCACAGCCUGACUCUGCUGUUACCAAGAGUGGCCUCUAGUCCCCGCUCACAGCCUGACUCUGCUGUGUGGGCGCUGCAGUACCAGGAGUGGCCUCUAGUCCCCGCUCACAGCCUGACUCUGCUGUGUGGGGCGCUGCAGUACCAAGAGUGGCCUCUAGUCCCCGCUCACAGCCUGACUCUGCUGUGUGGGCGCUGCAUACCAGGAGUGGCCUCUAGUCCCCGCUCACAGCCUGACUCUGCUGUGUGGGCGCUGCAGUACCAGGAGUGGCCUCUAGUCCCUGCUCACAGCCUGACUCUGCUGUUACCAGGAGUGGCCUCUAGUCCCAGCUCACAGCCUGACUCUGCUGUGUGGGCGCUGCAGUACCAGGAGUGGCCUCUAGUACCCGCUCACAGCAUGGACUCUGCUGUGUGGGCGCUGCAGUACCAGGAGUGGCCUCUAGUCCCCGCUCACAGCCUGACUCUGCUGUUACCAGGAGUGGCCUCUAGUCCCCGCUCACAGCCUGACUCUGCUGUGUGGGCGCUGCAGUACCAAGAGUGGCCUCUAGUCCCCGCUCACAGCCUGACUCUGCUGUUACCAGGAGUGGCCUCUAGUCCCCGCUCACAGCCUGACUCUGCUGUGUGGGCGCUGCAGUACCAGGAGUGGCCUCUAGUCCCCGCUCACAGCCUGACUCUGCUGUGUGGGCGCUGCAGUACCAAGAGUGGCCUCUAG
Knipowitschia caucasica is the source of this 936-nucleotide messenger RNA. Lineage: Eukaryota; Metazoa; Chordata; Actinopteri; Gobiiformes; Gobiidae. The record is from the annotation of a GenBank genome assembly.